CUGGAAACCACGUCUCCACGAUUAAUUAAUACCUAGUAAACAAUACUAUACCUACCUGCUACUAUAACAUAGUAUUUAAUUGGUACAUAGUAAGUAAAAUUGUAAAUUAAUUGCUUCAAGUUUUAAGGAUUUUUCUAGAAGUUUUUUUGGUUUAUUGAUUGUGUUACUAAUUAGUAAAAAGUGGGUCUUAUUGUGUAAUCUGAAGGAAGUUUUUAUAAGCGUGAAAACAUUUGAAAAAGAUGCAUUCAGAACUGGAGAAACUGGCAGUGCAGUUGUUCGACGCGGGCGCAGUGAGAUUCGGAGACAUCGAGGCUAAGAUCGGUCGGCAUACCCCCAUAUACUUCGACCUGCGAGUGGUGGUGUCACACCCCAGGAUCAUGAGGGCGGUAGCACAAGAGCUCCAGAAGUUGGCGUCACAGAUCCCUCACGACCUGCUCUGCGGCGUCCCAUACGCAGCCCUGCCCCUCGCUGCCGUCAUGUCGGUAACUUCUAACACCCCCAUGAUCAUGAGACGAAAGGAAACCAAACUCUACGCCACCAAGAAAAUACUCGAAGGCAUCUACCGAAAAGGACAAAACUGCCUCGUCGUAGAGGACGUAGUGACAUCUGGCGGCAGUUUACUAGAAACUUUAGAAACGUUACGAACUGAAGGUUUGACAGUCAGCCACGCCGUCGUAGUUCUCGAUCGAGAACAAGGUGGCGCUAGUGUGCUCAAAGCAAAUGGCGUUCGUAUACAUUCGUUGUUCACUUUGCCCGAAUUAGUGGAAAUACUCAAAAAUUCAGGGAAAAUAAGCCAGAAAACUGUAAAUAUUGUGUUGGAGCAUAUAAAGGAAUGUCAAUUUGGAGUAAAAGAUAAUUUAGAGUGAGAAGAGUAAAAUUGCGAAAAGUGGCGACGCAACAUUGACAUUCGCGAUAAACGUGAUAACUUGAUGAGAUAGGAUAAGAAGAGAGAAAGCCAAUACAAGGCGGAGGAUGAGAUAGAAUCUUCGGUGGAGGUUUAUUUAUAGACAUUAAGUUGAAAUUUAUAAUUAGAAAUCAUUAAAAUUUAAUGACUACGA
Molecule: messenger RNA, 1058 nt
Organism: Pectinophora gossypiella (pink bollworm)
Lineage: Eukaryota; Metazoa; Arthropoda; Insecta; Lepidoptera; Gelechiidae
Product: uridine 5'-monophosphate synthase-like
Exons: 3
Coding region: 240-866 (208 amino acids)
Biological process (GO): pyrimidine nucleobase biosynthetic process; UMP biosynthetic process
Molecular function (GO): orotidine-5'-phosphate decarboxylase activity; orotate phosphoribosyltransferase activity
Source: RefSeq, a predicted model, not a curated record